This is a messenger RNA of Gekko japonicus, 1264 nucleotides long. Its product is annotated as gap junction gamma-1 protein-like. Lineage: Eukaryota; Metazoa; Chordata; Lepidosauria; Squamata; Gekkonidae. The transcript has 2 exons. Gene Ontology annotation, cellular component: connexin complex. The record is from RefSeq and is a predicted model, not a curated record. Gene Ontology annotation, biological process: cell communication. The coding region runs from base 1 to 1155 and encodes 384 amino acids.
AUGAGCUGGAGCUUCCUGACGCGCCUCCUUGAGGAGAUCAACCAGCAUUCAACAUUUGUGGGGAAAGUGUGGCUCACUGUCCUGAUUAUCUUCCGCAUUGUGCUGACGGCUGUGGGGGGCGAGUCCAUCUACUACGAUGAGCAGAGCAAGUUUGUGUGCAACACUCAGCAGCCGGGCUGUGAGAACGUCUGCUAUGAUGCCUUUGCCCCGCUCUCGCAUGUCCGCUUCUGGAUCUUCCAGAUCAUCUUGAUCGCCACCCCCUCGAUCAUGUACCUGGGCUUUGCAUUGCACCGACUCUCGCGCCAGCCCCCGCAAAGAAACAGAGCGCCCGUGGUGCGGCGCGGCGCGGUCCGUGACUAUGAGGAAAAAGAGGACAACGGUGAGGAGGACCCCAUGAUUUUUGAGGAGGUGGAGCCAGAGAAGGAGGUGAAGGCAGCCGGGGGCCAGAGACACGAUGGCCGUCGGCGCAUCAAGGACGAUGGGCUGAUGACUGCGUAUGUGCUGCAGCUGCUGUGCCGUUCUGCACUGGAGGUGGGCUUUCUGCUGGGGCAGUACGUGCUCUACCGCUUUGAGGUGAACCCCUCGUACGUGUGCAGCCGGAGCCCCUGCCCCCACACGGUCGACUGCUUUGUCUCCCGUCCCACGGAGAAAACCAUCUUCCUCCUCAUCAUGUACGCCGUGAGCAGCCUUUGCUUGUUUCUCAACAUCUGUGAGCUGUGCCACCUGGGUGUGGGCGGGAUCCGGGACGUGUUCUGGAGCUCCAACAAGGAGGCCGGUGUUGCUCACAGGCACCACUGCCCCCCACAGGAUCCCAGCGCGCCUCCUACUUACCAUUCUCUCAAGAAGGAGUCCUCAAAGAGCCAGCUGGCCAAGGACAAACUGACCUACACUGGCGAGAGCUUGGUGGGCAUGGCCGCCGAACAGCGCUAUGCCAUUCCAGCGGGCCUCCCGAGCCAUGAACUGGAGCAGCUGCGUAAGCACCUCAGGAUGGCCCAGGAGCACCUGGAGAUGGCCUUCCACCUCCAGCCGCUGGACACGGCCAGCCCCUCCCGUAGCAGCAGCCCCGAGUCCAAUGGCCUGGCCGCAGAGCAGAACCGUCUCAACCUGGCACACGAGAAGGAAGGAGCCGCCUGCGAGCGAAGGACCGGUCUCUGAAACACUGGGCCUCGCUGGGCAGCUGCGCAGAUGACAACAGGAAGCGGUUGUGAGGAAUGGGCAGUGUGGACGCCUGCCCCUAGCCUGAAGUUUGAAAAUGCCCUGACAG